This is a messenger RNA of Amoebophrya sp. A120, 411 nucleotides long. The record is from the annotation of a GenBank genome assembly. Lineage: Eukaryota; Dinophyceae; Syndiniales; Amoebophryaceae.
CGAGAAACUCUGCACCGCAAAAGAGAUGUCCGUCAGUCUAGGUACGGGCGGAGCAUCCGGGCAUGCCGGGUGCCCGGCAGUGUUAGGAAAUAGCCAGCCUGCUCCUGGAGUUGGCGCGGGGGGCGAUGUUAACGGGCAGAAAAAUACACUGGCUAGAAGAAGCCAGGAAGAGGCUAAAGACGCAGGCCAAAAAGGACCCGACCAAGCUCAAAUACUACACCCAGCUCCUGAAGGAGUGCACAACCAAGAACAUUGAGGCAGCUUUUGACACACGUACUAUGGCAUUUUCUAAUGAUUUUUGUUCACUUUUUCUGCCAGCUCGGGGCAAAAUUUUCGAACUCCGGGAAUACGACAUGUGGGGGGGUCCCCAAGGGGUGUCUAAAUCGGUAUUCCCGGAGUUCGAAAAUUUCG